AUGGGUAAAGUUACUCACAAAAGAAAUCCUGAUACUUCCACUGUCGAGACAUCUGCCAAUGCAUCUGAGAAUGCUGGUAUCGUUAUUUCUGCCUUUGACAACAGCACUACUGCCGACCAUUUCGCUCUGAUCACACACGCCGUUGAUCGCCAUCGACUUCGCAUCUUCAACGUGCGCUCGGGCACUGUCAGUAACGACUAUUCAGCUCAGGAGAAGGAAAAGAUUACAUGCUUGACUUGGGGAUACAUGAAGGACACUGGUGACUUACAAGCCAACACUGUACAAGCAUUCAAGAAAAAGAAGAGUGGCAUCGCAUCCUUGUCCAGAGUCAUCGCACUGGGCAUGCAAUCUGGAUCUAUUGCCAUGUAUUCUCUGUCGCAUGGUGCUAUUGUCAAGAAGCUGACUGGCUCUCAUACCACACCUAUCACCGAUUUCGUCAUGAACAAGGAUGGAUCAAAGGGCUAUUCAGUUGCAGAAGAUAACUUGAUUGUCGAGUGGGAUCUUGAGGAAGGCAAAGAGACAUUUAAAUGGAAGGCUGAUGCCAAGAACGUACGCAAACUCAAAUUGAGCCACGACGAAAAGAAACUGGCAACAGCAGGCCACACCAUCACACUAUGGGAUUUGGAGACACACAAUGUCAUUAAAAAGUUCACUGGACAUGCCAGCGCCAUCAAGGAACUGUCCUUUUCUCACCAAGACGAUGUGCUAGUAUCCAAUGCUGAGGACGAUCGCUACGUCAAUGUCUGGGAUGCUCAGUCUACCAAUACCAACUCAAAUAACCUCACUGCAUUGACAUUGGAAACAAACGUAUCGCACAUUGAUUUCUCCAGCACAGAGCCAUCCGUGUUGGCAGUGACGGACGACGGCCUUGUUGGCAUCUGGGAGAACGCUUCACUCACAUCUGCACAAACCAGCAACACUGGCAACAGAAGAAAGAUGAUGCGAUCCAUGACUAAAGAGGCUGAUGCCAACGUCAAGAUUGUUUCCACAGCAUCUGAGGACGUAGUUAUUCCCAUUUUAGCAGCUAAAUUCGUCACAGACAAUGGCGGUAAAUCGAUCAUGAUUGCUCGUGGCUCCAGUGUAAAGCCCUCGUUCGAAGUGGUCAAGUAUGCAAACGAAGAGACAGGCGCUAUUUUACCCGACAUUACACUGACCAGACAACCCAUCACCAACUACUUGAUUGAUACUGCCUCCAUCGCAGCCAACAACCUCAGAACCACCCGUAAAGCCUAUGAUGAAUCCACAGUGACGGUUGUUGGAAACACAGACUUUGCCAUCAAGGGGCCCACCAUGGCAGCCAACGAAGAUGAGAAAGAAGUGGAUGAAAAUGCAGAGCUCUCCAUUGAACAGAAACUUCAGAGCCUAGACGUCGUUGAUACAACAUCCACAAAGAGUAAAAAGAGCAACAAGAAGAAGACGAUUGAUACACCAUCCGCUGGAUCCUUGCAGACAGUGUUAGUGCAAGCAUUACACUCCAAUGACGCUGGGCUAUUAGAAGCAUGUUUACAGCACACAAAGCCCGAUGUAAUCAACAGUACAGUGAGAAGACUGCCCACAGAGUAUCUGAUCCCACUCUUGCUCGAGUUGAUUCAAAAGUUCCAAGAGAAGCCUGGUCGUGCUCCUGCGCUUUUGAUCUGGAUCAAGUCUGUCCUGUUGAUCCACACAGCUUAUUUAAUGACAGUGCCUGAUCUGGUUGGCAAACUCUCAAAUUUCUAUCAAGCUCUGGAUACGCGUCUUGGUGUCUUUCCUAAAUUACUGGCAUUACGAGGCCGUUUAGACAUCGUUCAAAGCCAAGUCAAUGUCAAAUCAUACUCCAACAUCAACGACAAACAAUUACAGCGUGCUCAAUUAGCAGAGAAUGUGUAUGUGGAACUGGAUUCAGAUGACGAAGCAGAGGCAGAGGAGGAUCUGCUGAGCAUGGAUGAAGAGGAGGAGGGCAUGUCAAGCGAUGAGGACGACGAUGAGGAUAUGAUGUCAGAAGACCAAGAGGAUGAAGACAGUGAAGAGGAGGAGGACGAAGAAGACCUUUAA
Molecule: messenger RNA, 2031 nt
Organism: Mucor velutinosus
Lineage: Eukaryota; Fungi; Mucoromycota; Mucoromycetes; Mucorales; Mucoraceae
Exons: 4
Coding region: 1-2031 (676 amino acids)
Biological process (GO): maturation of SSU-rRNA from tricistronic rRNA transcript (SSU-rRNA, 5.8S rRNA, LSU-rRNA)
Cellular component (GO): nucleolus
Molecular function (GO): protein binding
Source: RefSeq, a predicted model, not a curated record